This is a messenger RNA of Ctenopharyngodon idella (grass carp), 4310 nucleotides long. RefSeq lists its product as uncharacterized. Lineage: Eukaryota; Metazoa; Chordata; Actinopteri; Cypriniformes; Xenocyprididae. Bases 331 to 1233 code for a protein of 300 amino acids. The transcript is spliced from 6 exons. The record is from RefSeq and is a predicted model, not a curated record.
AAAUUUGUACAAUAAAUAAUUUUGGGGGAAAAAAAAAAAAAAAAAGUUAACGUCGACGCCCGCGUGAAUGCAGCAGAUCGCGCUAUAUUUCAGAAUUAAACCUCGAUCUCUAAACAUCUUAAUAACGACCAGCUUCCAAAACGCAGAUCACUAAAAAACGAGUCUCUUCUUCUACUGUUUUACGUGCUUUCACCACAAGGUGUCACACACGAACUACUUAUACAAAUCAAAAUACAGCUUCCAAAGAGAAACUACUGCGCAGAACACACUUCUGAUCCCAAAGCUGAAUGUCUUUUCUCAUGUAACGUGCCAGUCAUUGUCCCCCGUGGAAUGAAAUCAUUGAUUAUUGUUUCUGCGGCAGUUCUUCAAGUUCUUGGUUGCAUAUGUUUGAAAAUACCUGACUUCUCUCUUCUUGGGGCACUGGGUAAAGGUGUUUCUGGUGUUGGUUCAGACAGAGUGUCAGUGAAGGAGGGAGAUUCAGUCACUCUACACACUGGUGUUCAAACAAACCAUCAAGAAGAUAUUAAAUGGUAUUUCAGUGGCUUUCUCCUUGCUCACAUAAGUGGAGAUCAGAGUAAGAUCUGUACAGAUGUUCAGUGUAAUGAAGGUACUGAGAGAUUCAGAGACAGACUGAAGCUGGAUCAUCAGACUGGAUCUCUGACCAUCACAAACUUCAGAAACACAGAUGCUGGAGUUUAUGAACUACAGAUCUUCAGCAGCAGCGACAGUGAAAAGUUCUUUAAUGUUACUGUCCAAAGUGUUUCUGCUGCUGAACAAAAUGAAAUGAAGUCAGUGAAGGAGGGAGAAUCUGUCACUUUAGAUCCUGGAUUAAUAAACAAUCCAAAUGAUUUGAUGAGAUGGUAUUUUAAUGAGAUUGUCAUCGCUGAAAUCACUGGAGAUCAGAGUAAGAUCUGUACAGAUGAUCAGUGUGAUGAGAGAUUCAGAGACAGACUGAAGCUGGAUCAUCAGACUGGAUCUCUGACCAUCACAAACACCAGAAACACAGACUCUGGAGAAUAUCAACUGCAGAUCAACAGCAAAAGCAGCAGCUUCAGUUUUAGGAGGAUCAGGAGCUUCAGUGUUACUGUCACUGGUUCAGAUCUGUCUUCAGCUGCUGUAGCAGGAAUAGUUGUUGCUGUUGUUCUGCUGGUUGUAGCUGUAACUGUUGGUGUGAUUUACUGUCGCCGCAGGAUCCAUACAGCAAUACCACAGACUGAGAAUGAUAAGUUGUGAUAGCUUGCCACCUGAACAUUCCUUAGAAGGAAAUCAGACUCCGGCUGAGGCUGCCAGUCAUUGAAAUGGACACUGACGAGAAUUAGGACAUGAUGUUGAGAAGAGCAUCAGCUCAAACUCUCUUCACUCAAACCAGGUUUUUGUUGGUCAAUGGCGCAGUCGUUUUCAGCUGCUUCAAAAUAGCAAUGCGCCAACAGUGCACCUGAACACACCUCGUUUUUAGACCAGCACACCAUGGGUGAACAGAUGGGCGCAAGUGCAUUUGCUAUUUAAACAACAUUCUAGCCCAUUUUGGCAGACAUUUUGCCUUGUUUUAAACAUAAACUCAUUUAAUUUUGUACCAUGUGGGCGCUGUAACACUUGACUGCUGCAGAUUCAUUUAGGCAUUGAUAGUGGUGCCAUAUGCAUAAUUCUCAGUCCGAGGACGUAAACAGCUCAGAAUAAAACAUCUCAAGAUUACGGUAAUUACGUGGUGGCGUGAAUGAACACUAAAUAAUGAUGAGAACAGACAAAGGGCAUCUAAAGGUGCGUUUACGCCACCUCGUAAUUCCUAUAGUUAUGAGAUUCUAGCUUGUAAAAAGUGUUCACAUCCUCGUAGAGCUCGUAAUUACAGCUUGUAAGCUGGAAGUUUUCUGAAAGCUAUAUAAUAUAAUAUAUGCAGUGCAUUCAGUUGAGGCUGUGCGAGUGUGCGCUGUCAGAGAACAAAUGAAAUAGAUACUAUUGCUUCUAACCCGAGUGAUCAUUUUACGUGUACAUAUAGCCAAAAUCACAUUAAAUGUCUUUAUAUUAUGUGUAUGGUGAUUUUGUCAGACAACGUCUCUAUUAUAAAUCAGGAUUUUAGCGUUGGUUUAACAUGUCAGGGCUCGACACUAACGCUUGUCAAUUAGUCCGGGAUAAAUGGAUUUUUUGAAGGGGCAAGUGAAAGAGAAUUUGACUUGCCCGGCUUGACAAGGAGCCUGAUUCAAAAUGUAACUUUGAACUUUUAACUUGAUACAGUUAAGCAAAAUCACACGACCAAUGCUGUUUUCCUAAAUACAAUCACGAUUAAAAACGUGACACUGAUUUCAUUACUGAAUGAUUCAGCGUUUUGAACGAAUCGGUUCAAAGAUUCAAUGACCUAUUCAUAAACAAUUGCCUCAUUCUUGAAUGAAUCAGCCUUUGUAACGAAUCGUUUGAACGAACAUCAAUGACUCCCUUAUUAAGACGGUCAUCAAUUUUUAAAAGUAUCAUUUCCUCCCCAACAUUUCUUACUUGUAUUUUCAAAAAAUAUUUAAAACAAUCCCAUAACAUUAUUUAAUACAGUUGUAUUUUUUAUUGUUGUAAAUGAUUUAAUUAACGUUUUCAUUUAAUUAACAUUUUAUAGAAAAUCCUUGGCAGAUCACUUUUGAAGUGGGGAUUUUCCAUUUUCCUGCCAAGUUCAACUCCAACUUGCUGUUUAUUUGGGAUUGGAGUCAACUUGGUUUUAGUUUAUGAAAAUGAUUUCUGAACAUAUACACACACUUUACAAAACAUGAACUCAAAAACUCCUAGAAAGUCAAAGGCAUAAAUCUAAAGUUAUGUUCCAAAUUUGAGGUUGACAUCUCAAAAAAAAAAAAAAAACAACAGAGGCCAAAUAUGAGAAGAUUUUGUGAAAAUAGUAACAAUUUAAAUUUUGAAGCCUUGCCAACAGAAUGAAAUGCUAUUAAAAAUGCAUCCUUUUAUAGUUAAAUGGCCCUGGGAUUAAAAAGACAGUUUUAAUGAUUUUUAAUGGGGAUAUUCUUGUUCUUAAGCCCUAAUUAUUUUGUGUAUUUAUAGUGUAAAAUAGGUUUAUUAAAGGAAAUGAGGUUGAAAUAGUAAAAUUCCAGUAAUGUUGCCCAAAUGUAUGCAGUCACAGUUAACAUAGGCAGAAUAGUCAAAAACAAAGUGCAAAAGACUUUAAGGAUACACAAGGGUAGAAGCUUGGAAAUUCAUUGAUUUAUAUUUAAUUUGGUGAACCACUUUGCUGAGGGUCUUUAAUAUGCCUUUAAACAGGUACAUGAUACAGGCUGUGUUAAAUAAACCUGAGAAAUACUUGACGUGUUGUUUGUCUGGUGGAAUGUUACAGCAGAAUUUCUACAUAUGUGUACACAGUGAAACAUGCUGGCCCAGACAGCAACAUAGUGUCGGCCUAGAUCCGGCCCGCAUCUGAGCCGUGUGGAUACCACGCGGGCCAGAUGUGGGCCAGACAGGGGCGUGGGAAGUGGGGGUGCGGGGGGUACAAUGCAACACCCACUGUUUUCAAAAUAUUGUAAAUGCAAUUUUUUACAUUUAAUUUACAUUUAUUUAUUUUCAGCAUAUAGUAAUUUAUUUGUAACAAACACUUUAAGUGGGCUAUUAAAAUGUGUUAUAGAGUGUACUUGCAUAGAGUGUACUUGCUAUAACAGUGAGAAUGUUUUAAAUCUUCAUACAUUUGGGAGAUUCAAACAUGAACAUCGAACAAAACAUAAAGAUAAUUUUAAUUUUUGUAUUUUGCUGAUAUGUUUGUCUUGUGGCAUAUUAUCACUGUUUGAUGGAGAUGAUUGCCUUUACCAAAAAACUCUGUUCAACUAGUCAAGCCUUCAGCUCCAGACUGUUCUUUUGGUAGCAUUCUUGUUUCUUUGUUUCCAUUUUUGAGUUUUUCUUUCAUCUGGAAAAUCUCAUUUUCUUUAAUUUUCUGUUAACUUCAAGUGUCUUGAAAUAAAACCCACAACACUAUUUUCUUUUCUAAAACAAGGAACUUUAAAGAUCUUUGUAUAUUAAUGUGAUGUGACACUGGGGCCAAAGUUAUAGUAUGUGUUGAAUAAAAGGAAACACAACUAGACAGCCAUCUGAAAACAUAUAAAUAUAUAAACCUCAUGAUUUGAGUAACAAGCUGAAGUAAUAAAGAAGUAAUCAAGAUUUGCUUUUACAGAGUGUUUGCUGAAUUACACACAUGGAGAACCAAUCAAAGAAAAAAUAUGUAAUGGAUCAUGUCAUGCAUUUAUUCUGUGAACUGUUGUACUGUUUUCGAUGGAGUGGUAUUUCUAUAUUCUUAACAUUAAUAAAGAAAGAUGCUUAUUGCAGUCAGAGCGCUGCAGAGA